Batrachochytrium dendrobatidis JAM81 is the source of this 3246-nucleotide messenger RNA. RefSeq lists its product as uncharacterized. The record is from RefSeq and is a predicted model, not a curated record. Gene Ontology annotation, biological process: RNA 3'-end processing. Bases 1 to 3246 code for a protein of 1081 amino acids. Gene Ontology annotation, molecular function: nucleotidyltransferase activity. Lineage: Eukaryota; Fungi; Chytridiomycota; Chytridiomycetes; Rhizophydiales. The transcript has 3 exons.
AUGACUUCUCCCGAACUCUUUGUCAAUGAUAUGAUUCGUUGCAUGUCUGUCCUUGCUAUUUGGUCUACAAAGAGAUAUCGCUGUGAUAUACAUGAGAUUCAGCGUAGAGUCCGUAUGAUGCAUUCGUUGGCUAUUGAACAACGUAUCUUGUCAAAUACUGCAGACUUGGAUGAUGGUAUCAAACAGUCUGACAAAUGUAAUAGUCAGGAUGCUCCUAUGCUUUUAUCAGAUAAUCAAUUAAUUGAAUACUUGGCCAACGGACCCACUGUGUUUCUGAUUAACAAGGCUUCUUGGCAGCUAAACUUUUCUAAUCCUGGCCAGUACUCGUUGAGUGCUAUUAGUAAACCUUCUGAUACGGAUGCAUUGGAUAUUUCUGAUGCUGUAAAUAUCGACGGUCGUCUUAUAGCACUCGCCAUUAGUGUUCGUCAAACCAUUACUUCCAACCUUCACAAUCAUGCAUUGAAUGCAUCCGAGUCAAAUGUCAAUGUAAAAAAAGAUGGUUUGAAGCCAAAGUCGGAUGGUCGAAGCUCAAAAUCGCUCAGUAAUGCCAAAGGUACUCUCAAGCCUCAACGUCAGAUAAAUCAUCAGAGUGUCAAGGAUGUUAUGUUGGCAUCCACCAAGCCAACUGACGAUGAGCGAUUGAUAUUGGAAUUGGUUGUGUUAUGCGCUGCUACUCUUUACUGGGCUCAAGAUCGAACUCUGUCUGUUACUGAUGCCACGACACGCACGCUGUCGCUCUACUCUCGAUGUCUUGAGGAAAAUGACAUACUAACCGGUUCAAAGCUUUCAAUGUAUGAACGACAGAAAUAUAUGGACGCUCUCAUUCCAUCUGGUGGUCUUGCCGAGUUUUUCUUGACUCAUCCAUAUCCUGUAUAUGUUGAUAAUGCUGGCAUCUUCCAGUUGGAGCUGGUAUCUGACUGUAAAGAAGUUAUACAUCAAAAUCCUGUUGAUACUUCAGACAUGCCUCAGCAACUAAGACUCCGUCAGCUUGCUGCAGACUGGAACUAUGUGUUGCAUACUCCCUUGACUUAUGUUCCAAAACUGCUGCCAUUGCUUCUUGAUAUGGCAAAGACAUUCGAGUCAACUCUAAACAAAUCGCCUUCAAAGCUUAAAUCUAAAAGCAAACCUGAAACACCCAUUCAAGUCUCUGUUGCAUCCGAGGGUCAUUCAGGUAAACCUCUGCCAAAAACACUCAAAUCCCCACUGCGAACUAGUCAGGCCUCACCUUUUAGCUCUGCGUCUAAACCUUCAGUGCAAGGCAAUUCUGUUUCUACAGAGCUCAACGUGCGUCAAUUUCCCAAGAUUCGUAUCCAAGUCAUUGUCUGUGCUUUGUGCGUCUAUUUCGUAGAGGACAAAUCCUGCUUUAACAAUGACCUGGGAAGUCCACUACGAGAUUUUCAUGAGGCUCUCUCCAACUGGCUGCUCAAGACCAAUCAAGAGGAAAUUGAAUCCCUGCCUAAGCUACGAUCUCUUGGAUUUUUAAAUCUAAUCGAUCCUAUUCUUGUUGUCAUUCGCGGAGAAAUCUGGACGCUAUCUCGUUCGGCUCCCCUCAAGAACGGACUUCGUAAAAUCUUUCUCAACAUGGUUGUCAAUCCAACACCACAAGAAAUAGCCGAUGCCAUUCCAAUCCAAGACAGUUGGGUCGAUUUUGCUCAGGAGUGCUUUGAAGACGAAUCCAGCAUGUCGGAUGAGGACACUAUAGAACCGAAUGACAGUUCUCCAGAAGCACUUGACCUAUUGACUGUUGAGGCUCCUGCACCUGUACAAGUAUACGAUCUUGAAACAGCUCUUGAUUUACAAAACUUUUACGAGGAGUUUACAAGGCUAGCAGGACAGCCUGAUCGCCGUGAAUUUGUUGAUAAAGUACAAAAGAUUCUUAAUCAGGCAUACAACAAUACUGCACAUGUGUAUCUUUUUGGCUCGUCUGUCAACAAUCUUGGACUCAACACAUCGGAUGUAGACAUGACAAUUGAGAUUUCUCCCGAGCUGAUUUCAAAUCACAAGGCUAAAAACAUGCAUCAUCUGGCUGGAAUACUGCGAGCUGGAGGCAUGAAAGAAGUCGUAGCAAUCUCUCACGCUCGAGUUCCCAUUUGCAAAUUUUAUGAUCCCAAGCUCUGUGUGCAUGCAGAUAUCAAUGUUGGUCAUAGUCUUGGUGUUUACAAUUCUGCACUUUUGAAAGCAUACACGUUGCUGGAUCCUAGAGUAAAGCCUUUUAUUCUGCUCAUCAAACUUUGGUCAAAAGCCCGAGAUCUAAACAAUCCUUCAAGUGGAGGAACCUUGAGCUCGUAUGCAUACUCCAUUAUGGCUAUAGCUUAUAUGCAAAAGCUGGGACUUUUACCGUCCUUGCAACUGGCCGUGCCGCCAGGAACAGUUUCUGUUGCGCAUGUGCCUUGUCCUACCAUUAGAGCAAGGGGCAAAAGAAACGAGUCUGGCAAAAAAGGUGCACCUUUAAUGCGAGAAGUGGAUGUUACUUUUGAGCACAAUCUCGACAGCCCUCUAUUACGAAAAUAUACCGAAGCAACCAUGCUUCUUGGAUGGGAUAAUGUCGAUGAUAUUUUCAGAUCACCACGCGGAGUUGUAGCAUUAUUUUAUGGAUUUAUGAGGUACUUUGGCUACGAACAUGUAUACGAUGCAUCAAACUGUGUGUCGAUUAAAGAUGGAAAUGGAUUCAAAACUGUAACGACUGAUCAAGCUAGCAAGGGAAAACGUGGUCGGAAUGGUAAUCUUGUUUUGAUUGUUGAGGAUCCAUUUGAAGCGGAUCGCAACUGCACUCGAAACACUACUACAACCAGCCUGAUUCGACUAUUGAAAGAGUUUCGUAGAGCUGCUGAUCUUGUGGGUUCUGAUACUCCAGGCGUGGUCAAUGAACUGCUGGUUCCUGUUGUAUGUCGUGAAUUCACAUCGAAUAGGAAUCGUGGAGGAUAUGGUCUAAAUCGUCGUCAAAGCAACAACUCUCAGCACUCGGAUGAUUCCUAUCAAAAUUCUGAUCGUCGUCGAAGUUCAGCAAGCUAUAAUGGUCGAUACCACAACUCGGCCAAUUCUCGCCAAAACGCCACAAGCACCAAUGGUCAGUAUCAAUCGGCUGCAAACAGGAAACAAAGCACGACCAGUACUGGAGGUACAGCCAGUAGCACCAACUGGCGAUCCCGAUCAUCUAUUGCAUCAGAUCAUAGCAGUACAAAACGUCAUAGCAACCCAUACAUUGAAACUAUUUCAGAAGCUGGUGUCAUUGCAACUGCUACGUGA